AUGAGGACGAAUCCCAGGAAACGAAGCCAGGAAUUCUGGUGUAAAUUCCACAAUGAUCAUGGUCACAUAAUAGCAGAUUCCAGGCUCUUACAAGGAGAGGUUGAAUAUUUACUGAAAAAAGGUUAUCUCACUGACCUAUUUAUUGAAAAAGGAAAAUCGUUUUUUAUGAAAAAUAGGCAAGAACCACCAAAACUCCCAUCGCCAAAGAGGACGGUGAAUUUAAUAACUGGGGCUGAAGAGGUCAACGGAGUAAUGUACACAGCAGGGAAAAGGACAAUCAAGAUCUCAGUUACCCACAGGAAGCGGGUUCGUCAAGUUCUGGAAGGAAACAACAUAACCUUUGACGAAGAAGAUGCGGACGGUUUGAUCAUCCCUCAUAACGAUGCUCUAGUAAUAUCUUUACUUAUUUAUGAUACUAAUGUCAAACGAGUUUUGAUUGAUCCAGGAAAAACUAUGUUAGCAACAUUCGCAGAGGGUACUGUCAAAGAUACCAAGUUUCAAGUUGUGGAUAUACACAUGGCUUAUAAUAUAAUUUUAGGAAGGCCGUUGAUUCAUGACAUGGAUGCAGUACCGUCAACAUUGCAUCAGAUAAUCAAAUUUUCAUCACAGUGA
Molecule: messenger RNA, 612 nt
Organism: Nicotiana tabacum (common tobacco)
Lineage: Eukaryota; Viridiplantae; Streptophyta; Magnoliopsida; Solanales; Solanaceae
Source: RefSeq, a predicted model, not a curated record